Molecule: messenger RNA, 915 nt
Organism: Lepisosteus oculatus (spotted gar)
Lineage: Eukaryota; Metazoa; Chordata; Actinopteri; Semionotiformes; Lepisosteidae
Source: RefSeq, a predicted model, not a curated record
GGAGCCAGAGACCUCGGCUGCCUGUAUUUUCCACUGACAUCAGGCGCUGAAGCCGGCGGACGUGCGCAGGAGCCAGGUGUCUCCCUGUCCUUCGGAAUUCCUGAUCCCGUCGGAAAAAAAAAACGCAUCAUUCCCAUCCGGAGUGACUCAGGGAUGAACAGGCGCAGUCGGCGCUUGGUGGACGGGGGGUACUACCAGCCCGAGGACGAUGGGGCCAGCACCAGCUCCACCGGCUCCGUGAACGGCGGCCAGAUCUCCUACCGAGAGAGUCCUGUCAGGAUCUUUAAGAAGAAGGUUGCCGGCCGGCGCCAGGUCAGUUCCUCCUGCUGCCUCGCCCAUGAGAAUGCCUCCAGCGAAUCGCUGGGCAGCUACGCAAGCGAGGAGCCAAUCAGGGCCGAGGAGUACUGGGGCAUUGCUCCCAGCCUGCGGGCUCUCAGCAGCAGUAGCAGGGCGAGCUCUCGCAGCAAGUUCUCCUCGCCCGGCCCCGACAGCCAGCCCGGCUUCAGCUCCCGCUUCUCGGCUGCCGACGGGCACGGGAACUCCUCGGGCUACUCGUCCUCGGAGGAGGGCUGCUGCGGCCCAGCCCAGCCCCACCCGGACACCGAGCCGCAGCUGGGGGUCAAGGAUCUCCUCCUGUCGCCAGGCCGAGCUCUGGCGAUGCUGUACUGGUGGCUGGGCACGGCCUGGUACAGCCUGACCACGGGAGCGUCGCUGCUGGACGUGUUCCUGCUGACCAGGUCAGUUGCAGGCCGCCGCUGCCGGGGGUCUGGCAGAGAGGGGCGGAGACCCCCGGAGACUCGGCUGCGUGCGCCCCUGGUCACUGAUAUGAAGAUGACCGGGGGCGGGCAUUUUCAGCAGGUCCUCCACAGGACAGCUGGUUCAGAAGUCAAACAAACCUGAUGCAGAAAACACAGG